AUGGAUGCCUUGGAACUUGCCAGAAAGCUGCAGGAGGAGGCCACGUGCUCCAUCUGCCUUGACUACUUCAGGGACCCUGUGAUGACCGCCUGUGGCCACAACUUCUGUCGCGAGUGCAUCCAGCUAACCUGGGAGAAGGCCAAAAGCAGGAAAGGGGGGAGGAAGUGGAAGGGCUCCUUCCCUUGCCCCGAGUGCCGCGAGCUGGGCCCCCAGAGGAACUUGCGGCCCAACCGCCUGCUGACCAAGGUGGCCGAGAUGGCUCGGCAGCACCCGGUCUUCCAGAGCCGGGACCUGUGCAGGGUGCACCAGGAGCUGCUGAAGCUCUUCUGUGAGGACGACCAGAGCCCCAUCUGUGUUGUCUGCAGGGAGUCCCAGGAGCACCGGCCCCACAGGGUGGUCCCCAUCGAGGAGGCCGUGCAGGAGUACAAGCUGAAGUUGGAGGCGGACAUGGGGUACCUUCAGGAGGAGAUGAUGAAGACGGGGAAGCUGCAGGCCAGGGAGAAACAGACCUUGGCCGAGUGGAAGGUGAAGGUGAGGGAGCAGAGACAGCGCAUCCUGGUCCAGUUUGAGAAGAUGGACCUCCUCCUGGUGGAAGAGGAGCAGCGCCUCCUCCAGGCCCUGAAGCAGGAGGAAGAGGAGGUGGCUGCCAAGCUGCGGGAGAGCGCGGCAGCACUGGAGAAGCAGAGCCAUGCCCUGGAGAGGCUCCUGCUGCAGCUGGAAGACAAGGAAGUGCGCACGCCACUGCAGACGCUGCAGGACUUGAAGGAGCUCCUAAGCAGGAAGAACAGCCUGAGUGUUCAGUACCCGGAGGCCACCCCCACCGUGCUGAGGACGGUCUGCAGGGUCCCUGGGCAGAUAGAGGUGCUCAAGAGUUUUCAAGAGGAUGUGGUGCCCGACCCCACCACCGCGUACCCCUACCUCCUGUUGUACGAGAGCCACCAGAGGCGCUACCUGACCACCCCACUGGAGGGCGUGCCCUACAGCAAGGACAGAUUCCUGGCCUACCCCUGUGCCGUGGGCAAGGAGACCUUCUCCUCAGGAAGGCACUACUGGGAGGUGGGCAUGAACCUCACCGGGGAUGCACUCUGGGCGCUGGGCGUGUGCAGGGACAACGUGAGCCGCAGGGACAGGGUCCCCAAGUCCCCUGAAAACGGGUUCUGGGUGGUGCAGCUGUGCAAGGGAAAGAAGUACCUGCCCGUCACAACCGCCCCAACCCCUGUCACGCUGGCCGAGCCCCCCAGCCACGUGGGGGUCUUCCUGGACUUCGAGGCAGGGGAAGUGUCCUUCUACAACCUGAAGGACGGGUCCCACCUGCACACCUACGCCGAGCCUGAAUUCUCUGGCCCCCUGCAACCCUUCUUCUGCCUCGGGCCACCCAAAUCAGGCCAGAUGGUCAUCUCUACAGUGACCCUGUGGGUGAAGGGAUAG
This is a messenger RNA of Ailuropoda melanoleuca (giant panda), 1428 nucleotides long. RefSeq names its product tripartite motif containing 17 (gene TRIM17). Bases 1 to 1428 code for a protein of 475 amino acids. NCBI's taxonomy places the organism in Eukaryota, Metazoa, Chordata, Mammalia, Carnivora, Ursidae. Gene Ontology annotation, molecular function: zinc ion binding; protein binding. The record is from RefSeq and is a predicted model, not a curated record. The transcript is spliced from 6 exons.